Messenger RNA from Sphenostylis stenocarpa, 858 nucleotides. NCBI's taxonomy places the organism in Eukaryota, Viridiplantae, Streptophyta, Magnoliopsida, Fabales, Fabaceae. The record is from the annotation of a GenBank genome assembly.
AUGGAUGGUCGAGGAGGCUGUUGCAUCGCCCGCUAUGUACCCGGUGCAUCCCACGUGUCCACAAUGGACAAAAUAAUGCUUAGGUUUCGCCCCAUCGCUCCCAAACCCAUCGCCGGAGCCACCGCUUCCGACGCUUCUUCCUCCGAGAGCAGCGACGCCUUGCUCAAAACCAGAACCACCAAGAGAAAGUACGUAACAGAUAAUAACUACACCACCAAACGAAGGACUCGCCGCAGGAAGAACACAUCCUCGCCGGAGCUGAAGCAGAAGAACAAGCAGCCGGCGGUGACUCUUCCCUUGCUGCCGGAGACUCCCGAUCGGAAGGAUUCUCCGGCGAGGGAUCUAACUCCACCGGUAGCAAAGGAAAUACGAAACAACAACUACUCGAAUAAGAACAUGCCCGUGUGGGUGAGUUUCGAGAAUCGAAGCUUGACUAAGGUUGAACCGUACGGUGCGGUGAUGGGAGGGUGGUGUUCGUGUGUGACAGUGGAGUGCGUGACGGACACGUGGAUGGAGGACGAGUGGCUGGGAAGUACGGACGAGGAGCGGAGGGUGAGGUUGAGCAGAGACACGUGUCCAGGGUUCAUAUCGGACGGUUGCGGGAGGGUGACAUGGACGAACGAGGCGUACGGGAAGAUGAUGAAAGGUGAGGGACACGGGCCAGUGUUGCUGGUGAUUAAGGAGGGUGCAGUGGUUUCAUAUCCUUCGUUCACGUGCAAGGUGAGGGUGGUGCAGUACGCGUGUGGGAGGGAGAGAAGUUCGCUCACGUUAUCCUGCGACGUGUGGAGAAUGGAUUGCGGUGGCUUUGCAUGGAGAUUAGACGUUAAAACUGCGCUUAGCUUGAGAUUGGGUUACUGA